CACGCAAGAUUUCAUUCAAAGAAUAUCUAGCACAUUCGCGUGCCGAACUUCUUCACAACCCCAGAGAGCGGCAGUACAGCGAAACCAUACUUAAGCCGCGCGCAAUGAACCAAUCCGCAUCAGUUGUGCUUGUGAUCUCCAGCGCGUGAAGAUCGACCCUUUGCCCCUACGAUGGAAAAGUGGAUUGGUAAGGUGGCACUAGUGACCGGUGCCAGUACAGGUAUCGGACAGGAUGUGGCACUUGCCCUAGCCAACGCUGGCAUGAUCGUCGUGGGAAUAGCGCGACGGGCCGAGCUAGUCACGGUACUCUCGACCCAAGUUACCGGGCCGGGCAAGAUCUACGCCAAAAAGUGUGAUGUGAGCAGUGAGACAGAAAUCAUGGAAACGCUCAGCUGGAUACGCCGUGAGUUUGGUGGAGUGGAUGUGCUGAUUAACAACGCAGGCAUUUAUCGUUAUCAUUUUAUUACGCAGAGCGAAACAUCCGAUUUUAGGGACACGUUUAACGUGAACGUGUUGGCAGCUUGUAUUUUUAUCCGUGAGAUAGUAAACGACAUGAAGACCCGCGAAUCGUACGGCCAUAUAGUGCUGCUCAACAGUUUGCUCGGUAAACGGGUCCCGGACGUAUCGGUGCCACUGUUCGGUGUGUAUCCUGCGUCCAAGUUUGCGCUGGUCGGGCUGACGGAAGUUUUACGGCAAGAGCUCAACUUCUUCAAGUUGCCCAUCAAAGUGACGAAUGUUCAUCCCGGUAUGGUUGAAACGGAUAUGAUCAAGGUGUUUGAGUCAGCACUAGCGGAACGGCUGCCAAAGCUACAGGUCAAGGAUAUUACCGCCAGCAUCAUACACUGCCUCGAGACACCGCCAGAAGUUCGUAUUGAUGAAAUAACUGUUAUGCCAACUAUGAAAUGAUCAUCCAGGCCUAAAUAUUCCUCAACCUUAUAUCACGUUUGUUCUGCUCAAUAAAAGUUGUCCACGAAUGCGUAUCCACUGAGCUGCA
This is a messenger RNA of Anopheles stephensi (Asian malaria mosquito), 994 nucleotides long. It is a transcript of the gene rdhB, whose product is annotated as farnesol dehydrogenase. Gene Ontology annotation, molecular function: oxidoreductase activity. The transcript is spliced from 4 exons. The record is from RefSeq and is a predicted model, not a curated record. Bases 172 to 906 code for a protein of 244 amino acids. Lineage: Eukaryota; Metazoa; Arthropoda; Insecta; Diptera; Culicidae.